AUUACGAAUAAAUUGAGAAAUCUCCACUGCCAGAAAUAUGUUGCCAUUUUAAUUUUCAGCCUUCCAUUUAUCAUCCCCACACGAUGGCGACUCCGGCCGUGGAAGGCGUAGUAGUGCCGGCGCUGCGGGCGGUGCUUCACCGUGUCCGAAUCGCGGCGGAGAGAUCCGGCCGCCGCGCCGAUGAUGUAAGGGUGGUUGCAGUGAGCAAGACCAAACCUCUGUCCCUCAUUGACCAACUCUACGCCGUCGGCCAUAGAUGUUUCGGCGAAAACUAUGUCCAGGAAAUUAUCGAAAAAGCCCCUCAGCUGCCUGAAGACAUUGAGUGGCAUUUCGUCGGCCAUUUGCAGAGCAACAAAGCGAAAGCGCUGCUGACUGCUGUUCCCCAUCUGGCCAUGGUUCAGGGCGUUGACACUGAGAAGAUCACAUCCGUUUUUUCUGGAUUAAUGACGAUUGGGAUGCCAGACUACACAUCAACCCCUGAGAACUUCAAGACUUUAUUGAACUGUAGAGCUGAGGUAUGCAAAGCCCUUGAAAUCACGGAAUCCCAGUGUGAGUUAUCAAUGGGCAUGUCUGGUGACUUUGAGCAAGCGAUUGAAAUGGGUAGUACUAGCGUGAGAAUCGGAACAACCAUAUUUGGGCCAAGGGAUUACUCAAAGAAGUAAUGCACUUGUUUCUUGGGUAAGCAAAGAGUUGAUCUCUUACUUGAUUCACUCAUAUUGAUAUUGAUGUCAUCCCAGCAAUAUACUCAUGUUCCUAAUCAUAUCUACUUAUGGAUGAACAACUUAUUGUAGAUAAUGUCAUAUAUAUGGGAUGGUGUAUUCAUUUGUUAUUUGAUCGUUGGCUCCAUAUAUGUAUUCAUUUGUUAUUUGA
Molecule: messenger RNA, 870 nt
Organism: Salvia hispanica
Lineage: Eukaryota; Viridiplantae; Streptophyta; Magnoliopsida; Lamiales; Lamiaceae
Source: RefSeq, a predicted model, not a curated record